This is a messenger RNA of Sycon ciliatum, 2693 nucleotides long. Its product is annotated as lysine-specific histone demethylase 2-like. The record is from RefSeq and is a predicted model, not a curated record. The transcript is spliced from 7 exons. Gene Ontology annotation, molecular function: oxidoreductase activity. Lineage: Eukaryota; Metazoa; Porifera; Calcarea; Leucosolenida; Sycettidae. Bases 499 to 2181 code for a protein of 560 amino acids.
ACCUGGCCACUGCACUGGCCGUGUGCCAAACUACAGUUCGUCAGGUAAACUUUGUUUGUAAUGGUGCGUCAUUACACCUCCGCCGAUGAGAAAGUCGGCCGGCUUUUGAUCAGGCAGCUCCGACACAUGUGUUCGGUAUGGACUAUGGUUCCCUGCCAAAGACUUGAGUUUGAUUGAGUUGAUUCAACAGUACAUGUUCCCUGUGCACGAGGUGUCAGCUGCUCUUGAAAAGUUGAAGUGCAUCGGCCCCGAAUGGGUGCAACCAAAUGUUUAGGCUGAGUGAAAAGCACUUCCGUAAUUCGCAGCUCGCUCUAUGCUGCGGCCGUGGCUAAAUGCGUUGGUGGCACUCCAGAAACUAUAAUUGGAGCUAUUCAAGCAGUAAGACCAAAAACUUUUUUGUUACUUCAGCAAGGUGUUCCUUGCUUCUCUUGCCAAACUUCACACAUCUGUAACUUGGAAAGGAUUAAAGAUUUUGAAGCCAGGUCCAGAAGGUCAAGGAUGCCUCCGACACGAGUCGUAGUGGUGGGCGCUGGUAUGUCUGGCCUUGCCACGGCGGCAAAACUUGUAGAAGAGAGUGAUUCCGCUGCUAACUUCGAUGUGACGAUCGUGGAGGCUUCCUCGUAUGUGGGUGGUCGAGUGCGCGUGGAUCACCAAUGGAGUGACAUUGGACCUAUCGACAUGGGUGGCGAGUUCAUUCACGGAGAGAACUCCAUCCUAAUGACAAUGGCGAAGGAACACGACUGGGAAACACUGGCGGGAAAAAACGGCUGUGCCGUUAAUUAUCAGAUUGGACGAAAUGUAAUAAGAAAACGUGAUGACUACGGCGUGUUCCUCGACAACGAGCUCGUACCUCUGUGGGACACCAGACACGAGGUCAUGGCCGAAGCGCUCAAGGCAUGGGAAGAGAUCCAGGAGUGCGGCUGGCGUGCUAACCAGACAAUCAAGCGGCGAAUACAGCGGCAAUGCCCGGGCGAAUGCACAUCAAGUUGUGACUUGGACAGUGAGUUUGAAGAGGCCGAAGACUGCGCCAUCGCCGAUAAGUGUGAUGAGCUUGGCGUGAGUGAAGGCGCAAGAUCCAUACUGAAGUGUGUUAUAGCGCAGACCGACGGCGGUUGUUGGAAUGACUUUGGACUAGCCGACUUCUGCGAGGACUGGCCGUAUGGAGAGAUUGACUCCAGGUUUGUAGGCUCGUAUUACGUCUUGCUAAAGCACUAUCUAACGACAAUUCAUAAAGGUGGCGGGAGAAUACAGGUCUCUUCGCCCGUGUUCGCCGUGGAGGUGGCUGAGUCUGAAGCAGACCACCCUGCAGGCAUGGUGGUGCACUUGCGGCGCGCAGCAGGUAACAAGGUGGAGCGUCUGGAGUGCGAUCACGUUGUGGUCACUGUACCACUGACCGUGCUGCAGAAGCGCACCAUCAGCUUCCGUCCGCCAUUGCCCGAUCGCGUGCAGCACGCCGUCGACUCACUGCCGAUGUAUUCGGCUGUCAAGGUAUGCAUGCGAUUCACACGUCACUUCUGGCCGGACACGCUGACCAACUGGGUUUGCAACACGGGUGUUCUCAGCCAAUACUGGUGCAACCGUCGGUCGAAGCUGAGCACCCAGCUCAACGACACACCGUCCCUCGAUUUUCCCUACGCCGACUUACUGGAUCUAACUAACAAAGAUGGUUUCGUGGAGAAGGUGAAACGCUCCGAUGUCCAAGGACUGAAUGGCUUUACUUGUCUGGUUGAGAGCGAUGUGGAUAGUGAUGAGGAUCGUGAUGUACAGUUGCUGUGUGGGUUUGCUACGGCAGAGGUAGCAGAGGCGGCAAGCAAGUUGGAAGCUCCGACAUUGGUGCGGAAGGUGUUGAAACAGCUCGACGACGCUUUCAGAACAUGUACAAGGCAGGAUAAGGCUGCCAGUGGCUGUUUUCAGUCCGCUCUGGUGUGCAACUGGUCGAGACAUCCGCACGUCCUCGGCGGCUACAGCGCACCAGCCGUGGGUGGUGUAGCGCUGCGCCCAUGCCUGUCCGAGCCCGUGUACGGCGAGCGCUUGCUAUUCGCCGGAGAGGCGACGCAUCGUCAGCCCAGCAGCGUGCAGGCGGCUGUAGAAACCGGUAUCAGAGCUGCGCUGACGAUACGCAGCCAUGUUGCCACUAGUGCCACAAACACAUCGACUAUGACCGCCGAAGCACAAAACUAGGAAUACAUCAAGAACCCGUGUCAAUAUAUUUCAAAAAAAUUCCAUUCUCAUAAUCGUAUGCGAUUUAUAAAAUUCUAUUUAAUGUUCUGUUCUCUUCCUCCUAACCUGUGACGGAGCAGUAGUACUGACUUUAUCUUCAGCCAGCCGUAUACAGUCACAAAUGCCAAUUCAUGCCAUUCCACCGUUCUAGAGGGCUGUGUCAAGAGCCACACUGAUCACCGACCUAAUAAUAUUAUGAAACACACUGUGUUGCGUUCGCUACCUGUCGCUUCCGCACAUGCUGAUGCUAUUGCUGUUUUGUAUUCCCUCCACCCUGUAGGCAGCAUACAAUUUUAUUCUAUAUAUUUUCAUGGUUUUUUAGUGGUCUGACUUUUGCCAGAUAUUUUCCAUUUCUGAAAUGUUUUUAGGCUUACCUUGUUGAUAUUUGCCCAUUCGUCUUCAUUGUCAACCAUAACCAGUGUCAGCAUUAUUGAGUAUUCCCGGAGAGUACUACAAUUAUAGUACAAUCAUAA